AUGGCUGAGUCCAAGCCUGUUAAGCAGGAAAAUAUGCCUUCCUCCGGCACCUCCAGAAAAAGUUCCCCUGUACAACACAAGCAACCUGCGCCAGACGCUCCAGCCCCGACCGCAGAAGACUCGAAGCCAACACAAGUAUCUGAACCUCUAGCUCCUCCUCCUAAACCAGCACCUGCCACAACAGCUCAGACGCCCGACUACUUCUCGGCCGUACAUGGUAACAACAACGAAUUCAACCCGUUCGAACAAUCCUUCGGCGCGCCAUCGACAGAGACACCGGGAAAGACCCUACUGCCUCCUGUCGCCGCCCUCGAGUCUCCCGCUAUAACUGGCGCGAACAACGCAACCGGAUACAACUGGAACCAGGGUCUAAGAGCUGGGCCACUGAGCCCUGCUAUGCUGGAAGGUCCUGCUGGUGGUGGCGACUACUUUGGAAACAUUUCACGUGGCUUCCCUACGCCCAACGAGUCGUCGUUGAGGACAGGUUUGACCCCAGGUGGAGGGGGUUCCAUGUUCCCGGCCCCGAGUCCCAACUCACAAGCCAUCUUCAACUCAUUACAGAGUGGAGGUGCUACUCCUGGUACACUAGACUUUCAUCGCACUGCUAUGAACGCAGCUGCACGUAACAAGUUCCCCAAUACAUCAAAUCCACAAGAACAGCCAGGCCAGAACGGCAAUAUGGAUGCUCAACACGACGCCACAGAUGCUGCUAAUGGUCUUUUCAUGCUAGCUAAGGGCGGCCAGGCCAACCAGUUUGCUCCCAACAACAAUCAACAGAAUAUACAGACGAGGAGUCAAGUUCCACAGAGAACGUCGAAUGCCUCAGCUGAAGAUAUCGGCAGUCCUGACGACGAGGACAGCAAGCCAAAUACCCGUGGCAAGAAGGGUGCUAAAGUACCACCUGCUAAUGGAAGACGGAAGUCUGAGGCUGUACAAAAAGGCAGCAAUAAGCGACAGAAGACCAGUAUUGGCUCGGUGGCCGUAGAUCCAGCUCUCGAUCCUGAUGUCGACCCAGAUGACGACGAGAGCAUGGACGAGGAGAUGCAAGAAGAGCUCAAGAAUGGCACCAAGAACGGCAAGAAGAUGACUGACGAAGAAAAGCGUCGUAACUUUUUAGAACGAAACAGGGUCGCUGCACUCAAAUGUCGUCAGCGGAAGAAGCAAUGGCUGGCUAACCUCCAGGCCAAGGUGGAAAUGUACUCUGCCGAGAAUGAUUCUCUCAACACCCAAGUUGCCACACUUCAUGACGAGAUCAGGAAUCUUCGAAACCUACUCAUUCAACACAAAGACUGUCCUGUCGGACAUGCUCAGGGCAUUGGUCAGUUCCUGGCUGGCAUGCAGGAUCCCAACGCUGCUUUUGCUCAUCAGCAGAUGAACCCUUACGGUAUGGCGAUGCCUAACGGUGGCAUGCAACCUGGUAUGCCACAGCGCGCUGGUUAG
This is a messenger RNA of Lithohypha guttulata, 1440 nucleotides long. It is a transcript of the gene SKO1, whose product is annotated as Transcription factor. The coding region runs from base 1 to 1440 and encodes 479 amino acids. Gene Ontology annotation, biological process: regulation of transcription by RNA polymerase II. The record is from RefSeq and is a predicted model, not a curated record. Gene Ontology annotation, molecular function: DNA-binding transcription factor activity, RNA polymerase II-specific; RNA polymerase II cis-regulatory region sequence-specific DNA binding. NCBI's taxonomy places the organism in Eukaryota, Fungi, Ascomycota, Eurotiomycetes, Chaetothyriales, Trichomeriaceae. The transcript is spliced from 4 exons.